UCUUUGAUUUUUGGGGAAAGCAUGGCGAGUGCAAAGACCAUGCCACUCUCUCUAAACCCCCAAUCCACCUUCAUCCUCGCCAAACCCCUCUUUCUCCCCACCACACCCCGCAAGCUAUCGGCGCCUGCUACCCUAAAGUUCCCGCGAAAGCUCCAUGGCCUCUUUCCCUCUUUCACCUCCUCCUACUCCGCCCAAACCGACCAUUUUGACGAGGACCAUGUAAUAGGCGACUGCGUCGUGUUCGAAGAAGGCGUGUUCGACGACCCCUACCUCCAAAACGACACCAAAACCGACCGUAUCAGACCCGAGAAAGCGAAACCCAGAAGAGAUGGUUCCGAAAUCGGGUCGGAGAAUUUGGUACCGGACCAGUGGCGGGAGGUGCAGGCGGAGAUUAACAUAACGAAGAAAGAGCGGCGGAAGAUUGCGCAGGAGUUGCAGUUCGGGACGAGGGUGGAGAAGCAGAAGAAGGGGCUGGAGCCGAUUAGGGAUUUGAAUUUGGAGGAGUACUUGGCGUAUAGGGAGGCGAAAUUAAACCAAUUGAAGCCACUUGUUUUGGAUGAUGCUUCUGGUUUAGCUCCGACGGAGGAGUUGAAGGAGAAUGAAGGGGAUGCUAGCAAAUUGAGUGAGAGAGUGGCGCCGAAGAAUCCGAGGUGGGCGGUUUAUGGGAAGGGAUUGGAGGAUGUUGCAGAUUACUUUAACAGUGGGAAUUAUGAGCCUGGUGCUAAGAAAUCUGAAGGACCCCGAAAGUUAUUUUCGAAAGAGGAAAAAGCUCUCCUUAAUAAGCGAAAACCUGAUAUAGCUGCUGCUACCUCUAGCAAAUGGCUACCCCUGCACACUCUUGCUGCAUCUGGAGAAUUUUACCUUAUGGAUGCUUUAUUGAAACAUAAUGCUGAUAUCAAUGUCGUGGAUAAGCACGGUUGGAGUGCUCUUCACAAAGCAAUUCUUGGUAAAAACCAGGCCAUCACGAACUAUCUUUUGAGAGAAUCAGCUAAUCCAUUUGUUCGUGAUAAAGAUGGCGGCACAUUGAUGCAUUAUGCUGUUCGAACAGCUUCCAGUCAAGCAAUCAAAAUUCUUCUUUUAUAUAAUGUUGAUAUAAACCUUCAGGACAACGAUGGUUGGACGCCGUUACACCUAGCUGUUCAAGGCAGAAGAACAGAUGUUGUGAGGCUUCUGCUGAUUAAGGGAGCGAAUAAGACAUUGAAGAACAAGGAUGGUUUAUCCCCUCUUGAUCUUUGCCUUUACUCUGGUCAAGACAUGAGGACUUACGAGCUAAUUAAGUUGUUGAAGCUUCUUCCAAAGUCGCGUUAAUGGUUGGAUAUUCUAAUCGCAUAUCCGCCUCAUCAGUGUGUCAGCUGGCCAAAUGAUCUGAAGGCAAACCAGGGUUUGAUCUGCCAUAACUUUACAUCAAAGAUUCAGCAUGUCCUGCUAUCAUCCGACGAUCCAUCUUUCCAACUCACGAGCCGAUGCUGUUACAACUGCGAAAACGCCAACUGGACUAUCGAAAGGAGAACAUUUGAAGCUCAAAAUCAUUAGCUAUGCACCAACUUUGUAAUGUUUUGUACUUGUGAAGUCACUGAAAUUGAAUUGCAGAAUAUCUCGUUACAUAUU
This is a messenger RNA of Pyrus x bretschneideri (Chinese white pear), 1608 nucleotides long. RefSeq names its product ankyrin repeat domain-containing protein, chloroplastic. NCBI's taxonomy places the organism in Eukaryota, Viridiplantae, Streptophyta, Magnoliopsida, Rosales, Rosaceae. Gene Ontology annotation, molecular function: chloroplast targeting sequence receptor activity; protein binding. Gene Ontology annotation, biological process: protein targeting to chloroplast. The coding region runs from base 22 to 1308 and encodes 428 amino acids. The transcript has 7 exons. The record is from RefSeq and is a predicted model, not a curated record. Gene Ontology annotation, cellular component: chloroplast outer membrane.